AUGGUGAAACCCCUAACAUUCAAAGGCGACAAGCCGAAGAAGCGCAAAAGCCGGGCCCCCGACACCGAAGACCGCUCGCCCAAAACCCGUAAAACCACCACCGAAACGCCGGACGACGAAGCCGCGAACCCGCCCGACGACACAAGCUGGGUGUCAGCGGAUGCGCCAAGUGAUUUGGGCGGACCAAUCGUGAUUGUCUUGCCCUCUGAUCGCCCGGCUUGCGUGGCGAGCGAUCCGAACGGCGUGGUGUUUGCGAGCGAGCUGGAGAAUGUGGUUGAGGGGGAUGCGGGGACGGCGGAGCCGCAUGAUGUGCGGCAGGUUUGGGUUGUUACCAAGGUGGUUGGGACGGAGGGGUAUAGUUUUAAGGGACAUCAUGGGAAAUACCUCAGCUGCGACAAGCACGGGCUAUUCAGCGCGACCGCGUCGGCAGUCGGACACUACGAGUCCUUCGUCGUGAUCGCAUCGCCCGACAUCCCAGGGACAUUCUACCUGCAGACGCGAGGCGGGGACGCAGAGACAUUCCUGUGCGUGAAGGAGAAUGGGAAGGCGACUGCCGGUGUGGAGAUUCGGGGGGAUGCGGAGAACAUCUCGUUUGAGACUGGGGUGCGGAUACGGAUGCAGGCUCGGUUUAAGCCGCGGCUUCGGGCGUCGAAGGAGUCGAAGGCCUAUGAGAAGAUUAGUCAGAAGGAGUUGGAGGCUAUUGUGGGGAGGACGUUGGAUGCUGAGGAGGUUAAGAAGUUGAGGAGGGCGAGGAGGGAGGGAGAUUUCCAUCAGGCUAUGUUGGAUGUUAAGAUUAAGGGGAAGCAUGAUAAGUUUGCUUGA
Penicillium verhagenii is the source of this 822-nucleotide messenger RNA. RefSeq lists its product as uncharacterized. NCBI's taxonomy places the organism in Eukaryota, Fungi, Ascomycota, Eurotiomycetes, Eurotiales, Aspergillaceae. The record is from RefSeq and is a predicted model, not a curated record. The transcript has 2 exons. The coding region runs from base 1 to 822 and encodes 273 amino acids. Gene Ontology annotation, molecular function: actin filament binding. Gene Ontology annotation, cellular component: catalytic step 2 spliceosome; striated muscle dense body; nucleolus.